This is a messenger RNA of Leptomonas pyrrhocoris, 3340 nucleotides long. Its product is annotated as putative eukaryotic translation initiation factor 3 subunit 8. The transcript has a single exon. The coding region runs from base 1109 to 3340 and encodes 743 amino acids. The record is from RefSeq and is a predicted model, not a curated record. Gene Ontology annotation, molecular function: translation initiation factor binding; translation initiation factor activity; RNA binding. Gene Ontology annotation, cellular component: eukaryotic translation initiation factor 3 complex. NCBI's taxonomy places the organism in Eukaryota, Euglenozoa, Kinetoplastea, Trypanosomatida, Trypanosomatidae. Gene Ontology annotation, biological process: translational initiation.
GACCGGCACGAUCGCCUUGAAGAAGAAACCGACAAAAGACAGAGCCAUCUCAAGAUCGGAGAUCAGCUUAUGGAUUGUGACUCGAUUCUUGCCGGAAUAAAGGAAGCUCACAAGGUGAACCGCUGCGCUUUGGCUGAGGCACAUAAGCAACUGAGGCGAGCCGCCGAGCUUCUCAACCGUCAGAUCCAAUUACUGGAUGGCGCUUCGGCCUGGAUGAUCCCUCUUGGAGAGCUGAACGCCGCCACUGACUUCCGUGAUGACCGCAGAGCCAGCUGCCAAGGAUUACCGGACGUGACACGCGCAGAACUCGAGCGAAUGGGUGUCGCAGAUGUCACAAGUUUGGUGUGCUAUUUACGCGGCCACCUGUAUCCUCUCCAAGAAUCAACGAAUGCGGCAGUUUCUGCGUUAUGCACGGUGGUAGAGGUCUGCAAGAUCAGUUACCUCAACAAACCGUUGAUGCGGCGACAAUGGAGUGCGAUAGAUGCGUCGCUGAUGAACUUGUUGGGGGAGGAAAUCACACCAGAAAAUCGAGAUAACGUGAGGAGGGCGCUUUACCUGAUCCGCCAACGAGACCUACCUUACAGUAUCCACAACGUUCGAUAUGUAAUUCAUGAGAAGUGAAUGUUUUUUUUUUUGUGAAUCGACGACUUACAAUCGAUUCCCCUGCUAUUGGUGUACACAGAAAACCAACACACACGCAUUAACCAACAAAUAGACGAAAACAGCGAAAAUACUCUCACGCACCAAACCUGCUUCCCUUCUCACCGUGUGUAAAAUUUUGAGUGAAGAUGAGGCAUCCGCAAGGUCUGCCGUGCACGCUGUAGAACAAAAGGCAGAUUUGCACUCGCUUGAUUUUUCCAAUGUUUCACUGAGCACAGUUCUUUUUUUUAGCGUUAACGACCAGGCCUUCUUGAUGCAUGUUUUUUCUCUCAUUUCUUUCUUGUGUUCUUCUUGUACUCUUCUACUGCUCUUUUUCGUUCUUUACUCCCUCUUUUUUUUUCUCACUGUAACAAUCGUAUUUCUUUAAAUUCAAAUAAAUGAAAAAUCCAUUUUCACAGAAAUUAAUAGCCUCUUUUUUCUGUUUCGUGCCUUUUCUAAAAAAAGAAAGAUGAACUACUUCAGCAUCAGUUCCGCCGACAGCGACAGCGAGUCGGAGAACAGCUUUCCGAUCGAGGAAGUCGCAGAGGCGCAGAUUAACCCUUACUGGUUUGAGCUGACGGAUGAGGAGGAGCUAGAGGAGCGUCAUGAGGUGAUCCCCAAGAAGGACAAGGCCGCCAACGCGAUUGAAGCGCUCUGCAAGACGUUCGACUACAACGCCGGCAAUGAAUUGUGGAAGGAGGCUUAUGACGCGUUCAAGCGCAUGAGUGAGGAGGUGCACAGCUUUGUGCGCAAGUACAAGGAGGCGCCUCAGGCGUUGCAGGCGUGUCUACAAGACAUGCCGAACCUGUCGGAGCACCUGGAGGGAAAGUCGCGAGAAGACUUUGCCAACAAGGUCGAAUACAGGAGUCUGAAGAGUCUCAUCACCCUUGUCGAGGAGACUGAAAAUCUCUACAAGAAGGAGCUGAAGGCGCUCGAGAAAGGUCCUGAGGAGGAGGGUGAGGCGGCUGAGGGGGAGGAGGAGGGUGCCAAGGAUCUGACCGAGGCCGAUUACGCCAAAAUUCUGGAGGAGAUCUCCGGCUCCCGUGAAGUGAACUUGGUGAGCAAGGUGGAAAAGGUGAUCCGCGACUGCGGCAACAAGGGGUACACGAACCUGGAGGCCUCUGCAACGGGCAUUGCCGUUUCCGCGGUUCUUAAGCGCGACAGCCGCAAGCUGCUGGUGGGCUCGGAUACGUGGGGGCGGGCUUUCAAGUGGGCAGUGAAGUUUUUCCAGCACAUCCUCGAUAACCCGUCGGUCCGCUUCGUGGAAGACUCCUCCUCCGUGACCGCACGCGACAUUGUCGUUCCGGGGGGUCUUCACGGGGUCUUGACGUUCUUGCGCAGCGAGCUGGAGAACAAGUCAAAGUUCGAGGACGUGGUCAGCCAGGAAUACCUGAAGAUUAUUGCCUUUGAAAACGACCUCGCCCUCUUGACUGAUCGUGUGCUGGGCUACUACCUGUCCCACAACAGGAAGGAGCCGUCCAAGGCGUGCAUCGCGAUCCUGCUUGCGACUUUCGGUCAGCGUCGCCAGGAGGCUCACGACCUCUUCUACGCUUCGCUCCCCUCCUCUGAGAAGCUCACGGUGAUCUUGCCCUCUGUCUUCGACACGGUCCGCGCUCUUCGCAAGCUUAGCAUCCAACUGAAGCCCAACCUCUCACUUUCCGUGUCGAGUGCGUGCCACGUUGCUUACCAGUAUGGCCUGUGCGGCCUCUACCGUGAGGGCCGCGACUACCUCCUGCGCACCGGCGUUGCCAACCACGUCACGCCGGCCGUUGCCCCGCUGGCGAUUCUGCUCAACCGCGCGAUUGCCCAGCUUGGCCUCGCCGCCUUCAUUGCGGGCGACAUCCCAACGGCGCACGAGCUGCUGCGCGGCAUGUGGGGAUUGUUGUCGAACGAGAUUCAGCUUGGCCAGAAGGCGCCGCCGAAGUACCAGCUGGACGACGAGCACUCGGAGAUGGAGUACCGCAAUCUCAUGCUCCCCCCACACCUGUACAUGCCGCCCGCGCAGUUAGAGCUGGCAGCCGUCCUCUCCGGGCUUCUCGAUGGCGCCAAGAUGGAGGCGCAGAACCCGUAUGAGCGGAAGCACAUGGAGCGCUACGUUUACAACACUGUCACGCGCACCCCGGUGCUAAUGGGCAAGCCGUUUUCCUUUAAGGAGCAGGUAGCGGUGGCCUACGAGCACCUCAAGGUGGGCAACUACGCUGGUGCCAAGGAGCAGGUGGAAGCGAUGGCGACGUUCGACACCCUCCCCUCCGGAAAGCAGUGCCGUGAGCGCUUCCUGCUUUGCAUGAAGGAGGUUGCCCUUCUCGUUUUCUGCUAUCGCAAUCGCUGCAAUUUUUCCACCAUGUCCGUGUCCAACCUCUCUAUCAAGUUCGACAUGAAUGAGAGCGAAGUGCGCCGGGCAGUAAACGAGAUCCUCGCCGAUCCCAGCUCGCUGAGCGCGUGGUGGGACCGCGACGACGCGUACCUCUACCUGGAUCGCAACAACACCACACGCCUGCAGCACUUGGUGAAGGGAACUGCGGAAGGCAUCUUCAACUUGGCGAAGCACUGCGACAGCCGCAUCCGCCAAACCGCCGGCCGUGGUCGUGGCGGACGCGGUGCCGCUGGCGGACGUGGCGGUGCUGGUGGGCGUGGCAACGUUGGCGGGCGUGGCGGCGCUGGCGGACGUGGCGUCACUGCUCGUGGCCGCGAUGGACGGUAA